UCUACGAUCGAGAAGCACGGCGGUUUGACGUACGAGGCGUUGAAGGAGAUGACGUACAUGAAUCAAGUAAUUAGUGAAUCUCAAAGAUGUCACGCAGCACUAGGUUUCAUGCAUAAAGUAUGCACGGAAGAGUUCGAGCUUCAAGGAUCCGAUGGAUUGACGUAUCGCGCGAAGCCUGGCACUGACAUAUUCCUAUCCGUUCACGGUUUGCACAACGAUCCCAAUUAUUGGGUUGAUCCAGAAGUUUUCGAUCCGGAACGAUUCAGCGAUGAGAGAAAGCAAACUAUAGAAAAAAUGGUAUAUCUUCCUUUCGGUGAGGGACCAAGAAUUUGCGUUGGAAUGAGAAUGGGUUUGCUACAGGUGAAGGCUUGUUUCGCUACUUUGCUGAGAAACUACAAAUUGGAAUUGUCACCAAAAAUGCAACUUCCAUUGAAAAUGUCGCCGCAUUAUUUCCUAACGCACCCACAUGGCGGUGCUUGGGUAUAUAUCUCUAAGCUUUAAAGUUAUUGAAAAGUUUUUAUAAAUUUUCAUAUAUUUAUGUUCAGAUGUAUAAUACUGCGAAGAUCAACGUUUAUUUCUGUUACGUUGGCUAAGAAUUGUUAAGUAAAGACGUUUGUUAGAAUAAAGAAGAGAUAAUUAUAGGUGUAAUAUAUUUAUCACUA
This is a messenger RNA of Bombus impatiens (common eastern bumble bee), 662 nucleotides long. Its product is annotated as cytochrome P450 6j1. Bases 49 to 501 code for a protein of 150 amino acids. NCBI's taxonomy places the organism in Eukaryota, Metazoa, Arthropoda, Insecta, Hymenoptera, Apidae. Gene Ontology annotation, molecular function: oxidoreductase activity, acting on paired donors, with incorporation or reduction of molecular oxygen; iron ion binding; heme binding. The transcript has a single exon. The record is from RefSeq and is a predicted model, not a curated record.